Penicillium cosmopolitanum is the source of this 522-nucleotide messenger RNA. RefSeq lists its product as uncharacterized. The transcript has a single exon. Bases 1 to 522 code for a protein of 173 amino acids. The record is from RefSeq and is a predicted model, not a curated record. NCBI's taxonomy places the organism in Eukaryota, Fungi, Ascomycota, Eurotiomycetes, Eurotiales, Aspergillaceae.
AUGAAUGAGUUAGUCUCUUUGAGGAUGAUUCGUAAGGGAGACGAGGUAAUCUGGAAAUCGACUCACCUGAAAGCUUGCAGCGGCGUGUUCAAAGACAAAGACACGACUGUUCACGGGAUGGUUGACCGGUUCGACUCCAAACAGCCAAGAUGGAGUGCGGUUCUCUCAACACUGCGAAUGCGAUCGGCGAGACGAGAGAAAGAUGCCAAUGGCAGGGCGUUCGCAGAAGGAGAGCUGCGGGCCUUUGCGGGCUGUCACCGAGCGACCGCCUACGGUGAGGGUGGUCGCAAUCCGGAUGGUAAGAAAGAAGGGGUGAAAGUGGUGAAGGAGAGAUUUGAGGGCACUGGACACCGGGGGGCAAGCGGUUUUUAUACCUGGGGACCCAAGAACGCAGUGUCAGCAAAUGGAGGAUUGGAGGAGGUCGAGGAGUCGGAGAUACAAUUCGCGGCGAAGUUCGAAGUUCCCAAUCUUCAACCUCAGGCAUCAAAGGCUUGGCGGGAACUGCACUUUUGGUCUUUCUGA